Penicillium canescens is the source of this 378-nucleotide messenger RNA. RefSeq names its product DUF167 domain-containing protein. NCBI's taxonomy places the organism in Eukaryota, Fungi, Ascomycota, Eurotiomycetes, Eurotiales, Aspergillaceae. The record is from RefSeq and is a predicted model, not a curated record. Gene Ontology annotation, cellular component: cytoplasm. The transcript has 2 exons. The coding region runs from base 1 to 378 and encodes 125 amino acids.
AUGUCGACUCGCCCAUCGUCCCUCCUGCGCUUGGUCGCAAGCAAACAACAGCGUUCUCCCGCAACGUACACCCUCCACAUCCCUUGCUAUGUGAAGCCAAACGCCUCCGCUCGUCGCACUGGUAUCACAGCCGUGGGCAUUGACAAGGUCGAUAUAUCUGUGUCUGCCGUUCCACGCGACGGGGCAGCUAAUCUGGCGGUGUCGCAGGUUUUUGCUGAGAUCUUCAAGGUUCCUAAAUCAAAUGUAGAAGUGAUUCGUGGCGGGAAAUCGAAAGAUAAAAUAUUGUCUGUUGCCGAUUUGGAGCUCGGAGACGAAAGCGAAGAAGCAUUCUUGCAGCGCGCGACUCAACAAUUGAUUGAUGAUGUCAGGACACGCUAA